AUGCAAUUCCGUUACCUUGUGCAGUCGACAUGCAUUGACAAGAAUGAUCUUAAGCUUAUCUCCAGUGCACUGGAUGAAUUCCAUGCAAAGAAGGACAUGAUUAUCACUACUGGGGCUCGCCGGGGGCAACACAAUAAUAUCAUUGAUAAUUGGCAUAUACCCAAGCUUGAAUUGAUGCAGAGUAUUAUUAAGGACCCCGCAAGAUCUAGCAACAACAACAACUAUGAUCCGCAGAUCUGUCAUCAUCUCGACCGAGCCGACAAGUGUCAUCGAUUUGAGCUCGCCACCAACCUUUUAGAUUGUGCUCAAAGUUUUCCAGUGCAAGAUGUCGACGUAGACCCCAAAGAUGGCGAUGUAGACAUUGACGCUGACGAAAGUACUAUUGAGCGUUUGUCUGUGAUCCAUUCAUCUGGACACUCACGUCCCAUCACCAACUAUUUUUCUAUUGCGAAGGUGCUCCAGCAUAGAGAUUCAGUACCAUUACCUCUACGCUCAUUUGUCGUCAAACACACGGCCUUCCAUCUUUCCUAUGAUCCCGCCAUUAGGAAUGUCACUGUUGAUGAAAUUGCGGACAGGUUUGCUAUUGCUGAUUAUCUUCAACAUGAGGCCACCUUUAGAUACAAUCACGUUCAUCCGAUAGGCGGUCCUAGAAGAGCUGGACCUAUGGCCAUACUUCCCUUUGAUAAACUUCAAGUUUGGAUCAAAAUUCAUCUUCAAGACAUGGAAUUUCAUGAUCCUUGUCGUAUUCGACCUGCUCAGACACUGAACUGUGCACCACCUGUCAUUGUCUGGACUGAAGCAGGGUACUCUUGGCCAACUAGUGGCCUUUCAGGUCACGCUGUAGCACAGCUUCGACUUAUCAUGCAUCCCAUUGCCAAACGUGGCACCCCUUCGACAUGGAAAAAUCAGUUUUUAACCUACGUUCAACGCUUUAAUAUCUCUGGUGAUCGCGACCCGACCACACAGCUGUAUUUGCUCAAGAGAGCAAAACGAUCUAAUGGGACUCAUAUGGGGGAUGUUGUACCUGUCUCUCAAUUGAGGGCACCUGUCAAUCUCGUUCCGCACUUUGGCGCUAUUGCGGACAUGCGUCUCACUGCAUAUAAUAGUUUGGAACACGCAUCGGAGUUCUGGUUAAAUCACUUUUGGGAUAAAAAUACCUUUUUUUCCUUUAUCAGUGUAGUAAUGUGUAGAUGA
Messenger RNA from Suillus fuscotomentosus, 1194 nucleotides. RefSeq lists its product as uncharacterized. The record is from RefSeq and is a predicted model, not a curated record. Bases 1 to 1194 code for a protein of 397 amino acids. The transcript is spliced from 5 exons. Lineage: Eukaryota; Fungi; Basidiomycota; Agaricomycetes; Boletales; Suillaceae.